Messenger RNA from Entrophospora sp. SA101, 300 nucleotides. The record is from the annotation of a GenBank genome assembly. NCBI's taxonomy places the organism in Eukaryota, Fungi, Glomeromycota, Glomeromycetes, Entrophosporales, Entrophosporaceae.
AUGGCAAAUGUCCCAACCAUAGCACGUCCAGAAGAAAUCGUUGUAGAAGUUGGUCCAUCUAACAAGUUGAUUUAUAUUAUGGGGGUUUUAAAUGAUAUUCCUCAUGGAAUAAACCCAAUAAAUAAAAAUUAUUUAUUUAAGAACGGAGUUCUAUUUGAGCAUAGAAUUGAACUGAAAGCAAAAAUGGACCGAAGUCAAAAAAUACAAAAAACCAUUAUACAUAGAGGAUUAGUAAAAAUAAUCAUCAAAAAAAAGCAAAUAAAAGAUAAAAGUGAAAGAUUUGUUCUCGAGUGUGAAUAA